Messenger RNA from Physeter macrocephalus (sperm whale), 1678 nucleotides. RefSeq lists its product as uncharacterized. The coding region runs from base 1067 to 1678 and encodes 203 amino acids. The record is from RefSeq and is a predicted model, not a curated record. Lineage: Eukaryota; Metazoa; Chordata; Mammalia; Artiodactyla; Physeteridae. The transcript has a single exon.
AGCAAAUAGUGAGAUCUAAGAAGGAUAAAUACUAUAUAAUCAGAUAAAAUUUCAUCUAUUUUUAGCUUAACAGUUAAGGUGGGAUUUUGGAUUGUGAGAGUGAUGCUUCAAUAUCAGUUGAAAAUCAUCCAUCCUCCUUGUCCUCAUUUUUUGUAGGCUCUAAGUUUUUCACCUGGGAAAUUACUUUCUAUGAAGGGAAUUCUAUAUUGUCACUCAGUGUACUAGUCGGAGGCCAUUUUAAAACACCAAAUCUUUGCAUGCAUAAUUUUCUGAAGAGCUUAUCCAGGCUAAGGAAUAUACUUGCUACUCAGAGCAUUUCCAAGCCUCUUUGACUUCUGUAUCUGUACACUAAGGUGCAUUAAUUUUAUUAAUGAUUUUUGAAUCACAAAAUUUUAUUUUGCUAGCCACCAUAGAAGUAUCUUAAAAUAAUUUUUAAAAUAAUAACUCUUGAGAUUUGGAUAGAUUCCUUACAUUUUCUGCUCCAAUGUACAUAUGUACUUAAUCUGAAGAUACAAAGAUGAUCCCACAUUGUUUUUACAACUGAGAUCAUUUCAUAGUAUUAGUAACAUCCUUUGUUGAAGGAUUUCUUCAAACUUAUUGUCUUUUAGACCCAUUCUUACAGGUUAAUCUGCAAAUAAGCAAAUGUCAAGGGCAGUAGCAAAAAUGGCCAUUUAAUACAAAGCUGGCAAACAUUUGGAGUUAUGUGUAGUUUCGAAUAUUUUUUACUUCAAAAGUCACAUGUAUUAUAUGCAUUAAAAUUAGUUCCACAAAUGGAAAUCAUAGAUAUGGGAGAGCUGUUUUCGGGGAAAUUUCACUAGUAAAUUCAUAAUCUUUAAAAUUCUGAGUGAUUGAAUUAAAUACUGAUCCCCUGCAUAAUAUAUUCAGCGGCGUAUUCUAAAUAUUACUUUUUAAAGGUGUGGUUUUUAGUUUUAAAUAUGAGCGGGUCCUAUAGGCAUGAUGACAUUUUCUGACGUAUACUUUCUUGGUCUUUUCCUCUGCUAAGACUUUGACUGAACUGUCCUAAGUAUUAAAGAGCACGGUGUCAAGAAAGGUAUUUUCAAGAUGAAUGUUUAUACAAGCAAAGUAUUUUUUUAGACAGGUGAAUUCUAAUUCUGAAGAACAAAAUUUCAAAAUACUGUUCACUUCUUAUUCCUCAUCUCUCUUCCCAUCCUUAAAAUACAAGUUAAAUCUUAAUUGGAAUCCUUUUCCCAUUGUGGAACCAAGCGCUGGUGUCAGACUUGAAGAGGAAGGCUUUACUUUGUUAGCUAUUUGUUUGAAACCCCAGCGCUCUCCCCAGAUCUUUGGGCUGAUAAUCGCAAACAUGGAGGAUGCUUCUGAUUCUUCACAAGGGGUUGCUCCAUUAAUUAAUAAUGUAGCUCUCCCAGGCUCUCCGCCGUCUCUUCCUGUAUCAGUGACAGGCUGUAAAAGUCAUCGAGUAGCCAAUAAAAAGGUAGAAGCGAGAAGUGAAAAGCUCCUCCCAACAGCUCUUCCUCCUUCUGAGCCGAAAGUAGAUCAGAAACUUCCCAGGAGCUCCGAGAGGCGGGGAAGUGGCGGUGGGACGCGAUACCCCGCGAGGAGCCAGGCCGUGGCAGCGGGAGAAGCGGCGGUCGGAGGCGCGGCGGGGCCGGCGAGAAGCGACCCCCCGGGGGGACAGAGCCUCCCCUCGCCGCCUUUGUAG